CACAUACUUUGAUGCUAAUGCUUCGAAGCUCUUUAAAGACAAAGCUAAGUCCACCAUGUCCACUUGUGAUUGACGUUGGUGCAGGGACAUGGAUAGUUGGGGGGCUACUGAUGAAGGAUCUUGGCUACGCUAAUGUCGACGGCAUAGACUGCUGUGAAGCCAUACUACAGAAAGCACGUGACAAAAACAUUUACAAGAACGUAUUUGUGAGCUUUGUUGACGAGAAAAAAACGAAGCAGUAUUUUCUGCUUUUUACAGGCGGAAUUCUUUGUUUCACUAUCCGUCAAGACUCGCUGGACCAACCGUCUUAUGGCUACUUGGAAAAAUUCCAGAAAUUGGAGGAUGAAAAGAAGUGAUAGCAAAAGAGCUUGUGGAUUACUACUCAUCUGAAGGAUCUGAAGAUAUAUUUGGGAGUAAAGCAUAUAUUUGUGUCUACCAAGUACUGUGAUUAUGCUG
This is a messenger RNA of Actinia tenebrosa (Australian red waratah sea anemone), 456 nucleotides long. RefSeq lists its product as uncharacterized. The record is from RefSeq and is a predicted model, not a curated record. Lineage: Eukaryota; Metazoa; Cnidaria; Anthozoa; Actiniaria; Actiniidae.